Fusarium pseudograminearum CS3096 is the source of this 1935-nucleotide messenger RNA. RefSeq lists its product as uncharacterized. Gene Ontology annotation, biological process: transmembrane transport; basic amino acid transport. The record is from RefSeq and is a predicted model, not a curated record. NCBI's taxonomy places the organism in Eukaryota, Fungi, Ascomycota, Sordariomycetes, Hypocreales, Nectriaceae. The transcript has 4 exons. Bases 1 to 1935 code for a protein of 644 amino acids. Gene Ontology annotation, cellular component: fungal-type vacuole membrane. Gene Ontology annotation, molecular function: basic amino acid transmembrane transporter activity.
AUGAGUCCGCAAAAGACCAGUCCGGUCUCGGAUGCCCCCACUACCCGUCCGGUGCCAGUUCCUGUCCGGACCAAUUCUCGGGGUAGCGAAAGCGACCAAGAUGUCGUUGAUCCAACAGCAUAUGAAGCUCUAUCAAGAUCUUUCACUACUGGCGCUCACUUUUUACAGCCAGAGUCGUUGGAAAGUGCUAUGCUAAGACCUUCGUCUUACAAGGCUAGCCAUCACCUUCAUCGCGGUGUAGACGAGGAGGAUCAGGGAGCUGUGACCGAAGGCGACGACGAGAGUGAGAUUUCGACAGAUUUAGACGAUGAGGGACCUAAUGAAGAGACUCCUCUUGUUCGCCACCAAAGUCGUCGUCUUUCUCUCACGGGAAGGUCAACUACUUCGGUUGACGUUACACCCUCACCGUUCUUGAACAAUACCUCGCCUACCCGCUUCUGGUUCAUAUUCUCCCAGAUCCUGGCUGCUUAUUUCAUCUCGUGCUUCGAUGGAACUAUAAUGGCCAGCUCCCAUCCUGUUGUGUCGUCGUAUUUCAAUGCGUCCAAUUCCGCUUCAUGGUUCUCCACCGCCUUCCUUCUGACGUCCUCCGCCUUCCAACCUCUCCUAGGUCGUCUCUCCGAUGCCUUGGGCAGAAAACCGCUAUUUGUGGGAGCCAUGGGUAUAUUCGCAGCCUCGAUUACUUGGUCAUCCCUUGCUGGCAGUAUUGAGAGCUUCAUCCUCAGCCGAGCCUUUUGUGGAAUCGGUGCUGGAGGGGUGAUGACAUUAGGUUCCAUCAUCGUAUCCGACUUGGUUCCCAUUGAGAACCGCGGCGCAUACCAGUCAUAUAUCAACAUGAACUAUGGUGUGGGAUCUUCUUUAGGUGCUGCUACUGGAGGUGCCAUUGCAGACUCCCUUGGCUGGAGAUGGGAGUUCGGUAUCCAGGUCCCGCCUCUUCUGAUAUGCAUGGUUGUUGCAUGGAUCGCCAUUCCGGACGACUUGGGCAUACAGGGGCAGAGAAAGAGUGUGUGGCAAGCCCUCAGGGAGUUUGACUUUCGAGGCUCUUUGCUUUUGACUACAGCGAUCACAUCUGUGAUUUUGGGCUUGACUCUUGGAGGCAAUGUUAUGCCAUGGUCACAUCCUAUUGUCAUCGCAAGUCUUGUGCUGUUCGCCAUCACGUCCCCUCUAUUCAUCUGGGUUGAGUCGUGGGUUCAUAAACCCAUUAUGCCCCUACAUCUCAUCUACAAGGCCCCCAGAGCCAACCUCGUCGCCUCGAACGCAAUUGCCGCCCUCAUUGCCAACUCUAUUCUGUUUAAUAUCCCUCUCUAUUUUCAAGCAGUUCUUCUCACUACUGCGACAUCAUCUGGACUGCGGCUUAUCAUACCAACCAUUGCUGCCUCUGCGACGGGCACAUUCACAGGGUUUGCUGUGACUUACACAGGAAGGUUGAAAUGGCCUGUUCAGAUCGGUGCCAUUUGUACCCUUAUCGGCACGAUUGGCCUGGCAUCACUCCAACGUGAUUUGCCCUCCUGGGUCUACCUCUUUAUUCUGAUGCCGUCGUCAAUCGGCCAAGGUUUUCAAUUCCCUGGAACAUUCAUGGCCAUUCUCGCGGCAUCUGAUCAAUCCGAGCAAGCUGUCGUAACAAGCACGCUCAUGCUCUGGCGCAGUCUGGGCCAAGUCUUGGGUGUGGCGAGUAGCUCUCUCGUUGUUCAGAAUGCGCUGUUUCAUUACUUGAAACAGUUCGUGACAGGUGAAGACCGUGACGAGGUUAUCCGCCGUGUAAGAGAAUCAGUCGAGGAGAUCAUCAAGCUUGAGCCCAAGUAUCGCGAACAGGUCAUCCUGAGCUACGAAGCCGCUCUACGACUCACAUUCAUCUGCUGUAUCGUUGUGGCAUUGGCAUCUGCACUGAUUGUUGCACCCAUAAAGUUGCCGAGACUGGGUGUGAGAAAGCAUAAAUAG